AUGGCCGCUGUCUCCAAGACAUCCCGACCUCCGAACCACGAGCCAUUGUCAAACGAGGCCAGCUCUCAACCUCUCACACACAAAGCCAACCCCAACCCUACCAGUGCUAAUCCACGAUCCACCGCUACUACUACUACCACCACCAGCACCAGCACCGGCACCACCACCACUUCCAGCACUCCUCCUCCUUCUGCUGCUGCUGCUGCUGCAACUGCCACUGCCACCACCACUACAUCAUCAUCGACCCAUCCCUACUACGCUCAACAACACCAGCAACUCCAACAACAACAGGCGCCCUCGGUGAACCGACCGUAUUAUCGCUCUCAUCACCACUCGCCUUCUACCAGUUCCCUCUACAAACUUCAGCGUUCUGGUGGUAUCUUUGGCUUCGCUGCUGCUGCCUUUGACAAGACCCAGUCUGCACUCGCUACCUUCUCCUCGGACCAGUCUGUCCGCCAGCGCGCCUCCAGUUCCGCAUUGGGCCGCGCCUCUUUGACCCCCGACUCUGCCUCCGACUACUCUGCCAAUCUGGGUUCCCAAGACAAAUAUCCACGAUAUACGAGCCCCUCCAAUUACUCGUCCUCUUCCAGCAGCACCCUGAACAACAUAGAGGGCAAGUAUCCAAGCCAGGUGUCGCUGGUACAGGAUAUCCCCUCUCAGCCAUAUAGCGAGACCGAUCCGACCAGGCCCCUUCCCAUUCGAUUGCCGAGUAUCGAAAGCAAGAUGCACCAAACAUCCUCGCGGCUUCUCCGCAUGACGGAUGAUGACCGGCCGUUCACAAAGGUCAGUCCCAUUUCUCCCAAUUCCCGACCUGCUCGACGAGAAUCGCGCAUCCAGUGCCCCGGUCGCGUUCCCGGUCGCUUUGAUCGAACCCCGUGGUUCACAGAUGGCUAA
Messenger RNA from Colletotrichum costaricense, 894 nucleotides. RefSeq names its product domain found in Dishevelled. The transcript has a single exon. The record is from RefSeq and is a predicted model, not a curated record. Bases 1 to 894 code for a protein of 297 amino acids. NCBI's taxonomy places the organism in Eukaryota, Fungi, Ascomycota, Sordariomycetes, Glomerellales, Glomerellaceae.